Papaver somniferum (opium poppy) is the source of this 1148-nucleotide messenger RNA. Its product is annotated as alpha-ketoglutarate-dependent dioxygenase alkB homolog 6-like. The coding region runs from base 1 to 957 and encodes 318 amino acids. The record is from RefSeq and is a predicted model, not a curated record. NCBI's taxonomy places the organism in Eukaryota, Viridiplantae, Streptophyta, Magnoliopsida, Ranunculales, Papaveraceae. The transcript is spliced from 8 exons.
AUGGUAGAGAACAUCCAGUGGCGACAGAGUGCAUCUAGCUGUUUUACGGUAGCGGCAUCAAGAUCUACACUACAGUCUCUAGACUGGGCAACUUAUAUACUAACUAACGAGAAGCAACAGCUGCAGCGGAGACUGAAACAGCAGAAAGAGAAUGGAAGAAGAAUAGAGAAUUUGGAAAAGUUUAAAGUUGGGUCUUUGCCAACUCUGUAUUAUAUUCCCGAUUUCAUAUCAGAUUCUGAACAAACCCAGUUUCUUAAUCAUAUUUACCAAUCUCCCAUAUCUAAGUGGAAAUCAUUGAAGAACAGGAGAUUACAAAAUUGGGGUGGUAUUGUACAUGAAAAGGGUCUCUUACCACAGAACUUACCUCCUUGGCUAACAAGGGUAACAAAAAGAAUAUGCGAAGAAGCUGGACUGUUCCCGUCACCAAUCAACCAUGUGCUCAUCAACGAAUACCUCCCUGACCAGGGGAUCAUGCCGCACCAGGAUGGUCCUGCAUAUUUUCCUGUUGUAGCAAUAAUCUCUCUUGGAUCACCUGCUGUUAUGAACUUUACCCCUCAUUCUAGGUUGAUGGAAUCAAGUAGAUCUGGUAGAUAUGCUGCUGAUGGUGAUUCAAGUUCAAACGAAGUGGGUUCUGAAAACGAGACGGACAUAUGUUUGCCGAACCACCAGCACUCCUCUAUCCUACUGAUGCCUUGCAGUUUGCUAAUAUUCAAAGAUGAAGCAUACUCAGAUUAUUUACAUGGUAUAGAGGAUAGAAAUGUGCACCAGUUGGAUAAGGUUGUGAACAUUGUCGAAGGUCUGAAACAUGACAGACGAGUUCCCUCUUUGCUAGAUACAGAGGAUAUGGUUGGGGCUGAGAGCUCUGGACAAUUCAAAAUCAUUGAAAGAACCAACACCAGAAUAUCACUAACCUGUAGAUUGGUGUUAAAGGUCCGUAGGAAUAUAUUCAAAUUUUAGUCUAAUGUUAGCAACAAAGUUGAUGUAGGAAGUAUCUGAUAAAAUGAGUGACAUAGUUUUGCUUUUCAUGUUGGAUUCCUAAUUAGAUUUCUUUCCUUCUUUAUUUCGGUGGAAGGUUAUGAAUCGUUAUAAAUAGUGGCUUGCACUAAUUAAUAUUUGAGCAGGAGUCGGGUCCUUGUGACCAUUGUUUA